CAUAACCAAGACUGCAAGACACCAUUCACCAAGUCAUAAUCAUUAAAUAAUAAAACAGAUAAACACGUGUGGUGCUAAAAAUUAGAGAAAUUAAUUUAAGUUUAUUAUAAUAAUAAUAAAAGACAAAAAAUAAAUAAAAAUGGGAAAGAAAAAAGUUUUAUUGACUAAUCCUUUCAGUCGUUCAAAGGAUGAAGAGCCAGAAAUAAAAAUUGAAGAUGAAGAAAAUGUUGAAGAAAAAGUAAGUUUUCCAAGUGAAUCAACUUUUAAACAUAUAAAAUGCAAAGUUGUACGACAAGCAAAAGCCCAGCAGAUGAUGAAGGAGAAAAAAAAAGCUAAAAAAGAAGCUAAAAAAAUAAGAGAACAAGAAGGUAAACCAAAAGGUAUACCACAUACCAUUGAAAGUCUUCGUGAAAAAGAUGAAACAAUGAUACAGGGUGAUAUUGAUGAUGAGGCUAAUGCUGAAAUUAAAGCUGAAAUAGAUAAUGAUGAAUUUGCUUCUUAUUAUAAAAAAGAUUAUGAGCCAAAAGUACUUAUUACAUAUGCUGAUAAUCCAUCAAGAAAAACAAGAAUUUUUGGUGUAGAAUUAACAAGAAUAGUACCAAAUUCAUUGUCAUUAUAUAGAAAUCGUUCUGGAGUUAAAAAAAUGGUUAAAUCAGCAACUGCCAGAGGUUUUACUGAUAUUAUUGUUAUCAAUGAAGAUCGUUGUCAACCAAAUGGUUUGUUAGUUGUUCACUUGCCAGAUGGACCAACAGCACAAUUUAAAAUGAGCAAUGUUAAAAUAACACCAGAAUUAAGAAGAAGUCAUAAAGAAUUUACUGAUCAUAGACCAGAAGUUAUAUUAAAUAAUUUUACAACACGUUUGGGUCAUACAGUUGGACGUAUGCUUGGUGCUUUGUUUCAUUAUCAGCCAGAAUUUAAGGGUCGACGUGCUGUUACAUUUCACAAUCAACGUGAUUAUAUUUUCUUCAGGCAUCACAGAUAUGAAUUUAAUUUAAAAGCUGGUAAAGCAAAAUUGCGAGAAUUAGGACCAAGAUUUACACUUAAAUUAAAAUCACUUCAACAUGGAACAUUUGAUAGUAAAUACGGUGAUUAUGAGUGGAUUAUUCAAGGUAAACGUCAUUCAAUGGAAACAAGCAGAAGAAAAUUUUUCUUGUAAUAAUAUUAUUAUUAAAACUUUAUUAUUAUUAUUAUUUUUUAAUUAAUAUUUCAAAUAAAUGAUAAAUUA
Aphidius gifuensis is the source of this 1225-nucleotide messenger RNA. Its product is annotated as probable ribosome production factor 1. The record is from RefSeq and is a predicted model, not a curated record. Gene Ontology annotation, molecular function: rRNA primary transcript binding. Gene Ontology annotation, biological process: maturation of 5.8S rRNA; maturation of LSU-rRNA. The transcript is spliced from 3 exons. Gene Ontology annotation, cellular component: nucleolus; preribosome, large subunit precursor. Bases 140 to 1156 code for a protein of 338 amino acids. Lineage: Eukaryota; Metazoa; Arthropoda; Insecta; Hymenoptera; Braconidae.